AUGGUGCUGGAUUACGUUGAACAUCCUCCUCGAGUGAUGAAUCGUGCAAAACGUCCGAAUCGGACCCGCAAUGGUUCUCGAACAAAGAAUACGUCUUCUAGAAACCGAGCACAAGGCAGAAAUUCCAACUCGAACAAGACAUUCUCAUGUCCGAAUAAUUGUGGACGAACUUAUCAUUGUCUAUCUAGCUUUAGAAGUCAUGUAAGAUACGAAUGCGGUAAAGAGCCCUCUUUCACUUGCCAAUAUUGUCAAAAGAAAUUUUACCAACCUGACUACAACAACUGGUCUUUGGAAUCGUCUCAUCAUCAUCGAGACGACGACGAGAAAAACACGAGUCUAUUCCACUGUCCGAAUAAUUGCGGUCGCGUUUACAAAUACAAAUCUGGGAUGUUAUCGCAUCUGAAAAUGCAAUGCGGCCAAGAACCACAAUUCAGUUGCCGGUUCUGCCAUAAAAGAUUCUUUUACCGAAAUUGGCUUUGUGAGAAGAAAAAUACUCGUACGUCCGAAUCGGCAUUCGUCUGCCCUAAGCAGUGUGGUAGGAAAUACGCUCAUAAACGAAGUUUAGAUUUUCAUAUUAAAUACGAGUGCGGUUCAAAUCAACAAGUACGAGUAUUCGAUUCGAAUUUUGGUAAUCGUAAACUCGUAACCAAAAGUAGAACUGCCGAUGCUCGAAUUCUACCUACUCCGUUUCAUUGUCCAAAUAACUGUGGCCGAUCUUACGCUCACAAAGCAAGCUUGAGCUUUCAUCUACGUUGCGAAUGUGGCGUAGAACCUCAAUUCGAAUGCGAUAUUUGUUUCGGUAGAAGGAGAAGUCUUACUAGUUUUCAAACGAACGCGUUCUCGUGUCCUAAUAAUUGUGGUAAAACGUACAAGCAUAAAGGAAGUGUUACAUUUCACGUCAAAUACGAGUGUGGUAAAGAGCCUCAGUUCGUUUGCAUGAUUUGCGAACGAAAGUUCACUCAACCUGGAUCGUUAAAAAGUCACUUGGGAGUUGUUCAUAAAGUUAUAUCUAAAUGA
Molecule: messenger RNA, 1017 nt
Organism: Planococcus citri (citrus mealybug)
Lineage: Eukaryota; Metazoa; Arthropoda; Insecta; Hemiptera; Pseudococcidae
Product: zinc finger protein OZF-like
Exons: 6
Coding region: 1-1017 (338 amino acids)
Biological process (GO): regulation of transcription by RNA polymerase II
Cellular component (GO): nucleus
Molecular function (GO): DNA-binding transcription factor activity, RNA polymerase II-specific; RNA polymerase II transcription regulatory region sequence-specific DNA binding
Source: RefSeq, a predicted model, not a curated record